Molecule: messenger RNA, 3291 nt
Organism: Diaporthe batatas
Lineage: Eukaryota; Fungi; Ascomycota; Sordariomycetes; Diaporthales; Diaporthaceae
Exons: 9
Coding region: 1-3291 (1096 amino acids)
Biological process (GO): transmembrane transport
Cellular component (GO): membrane
Molecular function (GO): ATP binding; ABC-type transporter activity; ATP hydrolysis activity
Source: RefSeq, a predicted model, not a curated record
AUGUCUGAGAAGUCUGGGGCCAAUGUCGCCAAUGGCGAGCCCAUUGUAGCUGAGUCCAAGGGCCGUUUUCCAUCUGGUGUCAGCUUUCGAGACUUGAACUGCUAUGGAUACAUCACGGCGAAUCAGUAUCAAUCCAACUUUUUGACAGCCCUUUUCUGGCUACCGAGGAGACUGCUUGGGUUGGUCUCAAGGGCACAACAUUCGGAGAAGGUUGUCAUCCUCCACCAAGUAACCGGCAUCAUCCAGCCUGGCGAGAUGCUACUUGUCCUUGGCCGACCUGGAAGUGGUUUCUCGACAUUUCUCAAAUGCAUGUCGGGUAAUACUUACGGUAUCGACUUGGAAGAGAAUUCGAUCAAUUACCAAGGUGUAUCCUACCAACAGAUGACCGAACUCCAAACGGCCGAACGUCUGUAUGUGGCAGAACAAGAUGCCCAUUUCCCGGAGCUCACUCUCGGCCAAACACUUGGAUUCACCACACAACUCAGAGAUGUCAGCUCGGUCCUUCACAAUCUUGGACUGACAGCCUCGCCAGACAAUCUGAGUCGCACUAUCGCGUCGUUAUUCUAUUUGGACAAGGCCUUCGACACGCCCGUAGGUAAUGCCGUUGUCCGUGGAAUUAGUGGCGGGGAGAAACGUCGAGCGAGUCUCGCUGAGGCGUACAUCAGCAGCGCACAAUAUCAGUGCUGGGACAACAGCACACGGGGACUGGACAGCUCAACUGCCUUGAGCUUCAUUUCCCUUCUGAGACUGAUAACUGACAAGGCUAGACUUGUCAUGAUGAUGAGCAUAUACCAGGCUUCUGAAGCACAGUAUCAGAAGUUUGAUAAGGUCAUGCUUCUCUAUGAAGGCCGCCAGAUCUUUUUCGGACCAACAGCAAUGGCUUCUGAGUAUUUCGAAGACCUGGGAUUCGAUAGACCGAAGAAUUCUACCACCGCAGACUUCCUGACGUCCCUGACCAAUCCAGCAGAGCGUAGAGCUCGAGGGUCUGUCGACAAGGUACCGCGGACCCCAGACGAAUUCGCAGCUGCUUGGCGACAAAGUCGUCAGAAUCACUUGAACAGCCGUGAGAUCACCGACUUCGAAAACCUCGGCAUUCAAUUUGGGUUUAUGUUCGCCUUCUGUGCCAUCCAUGUCAUCGCUUCCCAGUACAUACUGGCGGAAAGAUCGAAAGGAGACGUACUUAUCUUCCAGAAUCGGGGUGUACCUCAGCAACAGCCUUCCAAGCCAGGUCUUGAAGGAGGUAACAAAGAGCUGCCUAUGACAUUUGCCCAGGAUAUCAACAAACUGCGAAGGACUCAACACAAUGCAGGAGAUCAAAUUUUGGACAUCAGGAUUCCCAGGCAGUCAGUCAUGUUUCAAUGGAAUAAUCUAUGCUAUGAAGUGGCUACUAAGAACGGCACGAAACGAAUCCUGAAUGGAAUUACAGGAUGGGUCAAGCCUGGGACAAUGACAGCCCUGAUGGGUGUGAGUGGUGCUGGCAAAACCACACUCCUCGAUGUCCUCGCGAAUCGCGCAACUUUUGGCAAGGAAAGCGGCCAAAUUCUUGUGGGUGGUUCUCCGAGAGACUCAAGUUUCCAGCGCAAGGUCGGUUACGUGCAGCAAGAAGACUGGCAUUCGCCUCCCGCGACAGUGCGCGAGACCUUGGAGCUCAACGCCUUGCUGCGUCAAGCUGGGCCACAGUCCACGAAAGAGAAGCUUGACUAUGUCAACACAGUACUGAACCUCCUCGAAAUGGAGUCACAUGCCGAUGCGGUCGUUGGAGUUCCCGGAGCAGGACUUAAUAUUGAACAACGCAAGCGGUUGAGCAUCGGGGUGGAGCUGGUGGCAAAGCCCGAUCUGCUGCUUUUCCUGGAUGAGCCGACCUCGGGUCUGGAUAGUCAGACAGCCUGGUCUAUCUGUGUACUUCUUCGCAAACUUACGGACCACGGCCAAGCCAUUUUGUGCACAAUCCACCAGCCAUCGGCGCAAAUAUUUGAGAUGUUUGACCGUCUUCUCCUACUCAAUCGUCAAGGACAAGCGCUGUACUUCGGAGACAUCGGACCACAUGCUACGGCGGUGAUUAAUUACUUCGAAGACAGAGGAGCACCAAAAUUCUCCGGGGCGUCGACUAAUCCAGCUGAGUGGAUGCUUGAUGUCACGAACGGUGAUGGCUUUGACCAAUGGGACCCCAAGUGCAUCAAAAGUGAUCAAACGCAAGAAAGCGCGUCCCCUGGGGCCGAACACUCAAGUGGGAAAAGCCCGGAAGACAUUCAGAUUCGGGCCCGGGACGUAUCACAACUGGAAAAGAAAUAUGCCGCCUCCAUUCCUCGGCAGAUGCUCCUCAUCACAAGACAGGUCUGCCUCGAGUAUUGGAGAAAUCCAACCUACAUGUACUCGAAAAUGGCUCUAUGUACAGGACUCGCCUUAUUCAACGGACUUUCUUUCACCAACACCCCGCUCGACUUACAGGGCGUGACCAACAUCAUCUUUUCCAUCUUCCUAUUGUCCAUGCUGUUCAGCACUGUUGACCAGCAGGUCAUUCCGCGGUUUUUAGACAAUCGAUCGCGCUACGAAUCCCGUGACAGCCGCGCGAAAUCAUAUUCAUGGGUUGUAUUCCUUGCUGCAAACAUUGUUGUCGAGCUCUUUUGGCAGACUAUUGCUGCGGUCCUUGUGUUUGUAGUGUGGUACUUCCCGACAGGUUUGUGGCGAAAUGGAGACUCAGAAUUCACUUCUAAUGAGCGAGGUGCUCUGGCUUUCGUUCUGAUUUGGCUCUUCUGCCUGUGGAUAUCAGCAUUCUCUCAAGCCAUUGCAGCAGGAAUCGAACAGGCAGAGACAGCCGUGCAAAUUGCAACCCUGUUUUUCUGGUUGUCUUUGGUAUUCUCCGGGGUCAUUGUCGGGCCUGAUGCGCUUCCUAGAUUCUGGAUUUUCGUCUACCGAGUGUCGCCUUUGACGUAUUUCAUCCGAGGCCUCGUGGCCGCCGGCCUUGCCAACACCCAUAUUCAUUGUUCUUCUAUUGAGACACUGAUAGUGAAAAUACCUCAGAGUCUUGCCCAUGCCACAAGUCCGGUAACAUGCGGUUCGUACCUCGCAUCGUAUAUGGAGUAUUCGGGUGGCUAUCUCGACAAUCCGGAGGCCACCAACGACUGUCAGUAUUGUCCGAUAUUCAGCACGAACGCGGCGUUAGAAUCCAUGGGAAUGGACAUCAAACAUCCAUGGUGGAAUGCAGGAUACAUGACUGUGCAUGUCAUUUUCAACGUCCUGGCUGUGUUUGCUCUCUACUGGCUUGCAAGGAGGCCCAAGGGAAGGGCUUAA